Messenger RNA from Rosa rugosa (rugosa rose), 631 nucleotides. RefSeq lists its product as uncharacterized. Gene Ontology annotation, cellular component: nucleus. Bases 50 to 631 code for a protein of 193 amino acids. Lineage: Eukaryota; Viridiplantae; Streptophyta; Magnoliopsida; Rosales; Rosaceae. The record is from RefSeq and is a predicted model, not a curated record. Gene Ontology annotation, biological process: regulation of DNA-templated transcription. The transcript is spliced from 5 exons.
UCAGUGCCGCCAAAGGACCACGAAACGUGUGUUCUUGUGCAACAAUGUCAUGGGGAAACGCCAAUGCAAGAUCAAGAUCUGCGAGCGGUGCCUCAAGAAAAGAUAUGUAGAUAUUACAGAGGAGGCGGCUGCUUCAGAUGAUUGGAAGCGUCCGAAAUGCUGCGGGAUCUGCAACUGCAGUGUGUGCAUGAAGCGAGAGGGUAAAGAACCUCUUGGUCGAGCUGUGCCUGACUCAGAGAAUCCUUCAGAGGAGGAGCCUGCGGGAGUGUCUGAGCCAAAUAGAGAGGAAGAAAACCAAAUAGAAGAUGUUGGCAAGGGCAAGAGGAAGGCCAAGGCUCCUAGGGAACCUCGCAGAGUGAAGGCAAAGGAGGAAGUAGUUGAGCCUGAACUUCCUCUGCCUUUGGGGGUUCCCUUAACAACUGUUGCGGGCAUUGAACUACAUCCUCAGGAUGUAGGACAUGCCCUACAGUUUAUAGAGUUCUGUGUGGCCCUUGAAGAGGUUCUUAAGUUCAGCAAAGAAGAUGCUGAAUCUCUUCUCAGAGACCUAAUGCAUCAACGAUACUCCUCAGUAGUCCGAUUCCAGGCCAAACUCCUGUCUAAGAUACAGAAGAUGGGGGACGUAAAAGAGUAA